Molecule: messenger RNA, 1470 nt
Organism: Acanthamoeba castellanii str. Neff
Lineage: Eukaryota; Discosea; Longamoebia; Acanthamoebidae
Product: tRNA intron endonuclease, catalytic Cterminal subfamily protein
Exons: 6
Coding region: 1-1470 (489 amino acids)
Biological process (GO): tRNA splicing, via endonucleolytic cleavage and ligation; tRNA-type intron splice site recognition and cleavage
Cellular component (GO): tRNA-intron endonuclease complex
Molecular function (GO): nucleic acid binding; tRNA-intron lyase activity
Source: RefSeq, a predicted model, not a curated record
AUGGAGAUGAAAGCCGCUACGCCGGCAGCAUCUGCAGGGAGGGGAAAGAACGGGAAGAAGAGGCAGAAGACGCGCUCGGCAGCGCCCGAUGAGCCGUUGCCGAAGCCAGGUUGCCCGCCCCACUGCCGCUUCCGCCUCUACUAUGCCCUUUUCAUCGACUACGCCGCCGCUGUCGUGGGUGCCACCCAAGAGACUCCCAAUCUCGAAAUCGCUGUAGCGCAAUCAUCGCACACGGCGGAAGAUGAGAAUGAGAAUGGAGGCGCGCGAGUAGAGGUCGAAGAAGAAGAGGAGGGAGGAAUGUGGGGCUGGGCGGCGGAGGCGGGCGAAGAGCUGCACAGGAGUGGAAGCUACGGCAAGGGGACGCUCUCCCGCAGCCAGCCCACGUUCGGGCGGAGCCGACCACCAACCGCGGCAGCUCGUCACCAACCGGUGCAGGCGGAGGGCGAGGACAAUCGGGCCAAGCGCGAGCGUGCUGGUUUCCACCGAAAGCGCGAUCAGCCCGCUGCUCGGCCUCACAAAAGACAGCGAUUCGAGGCGACCGAAACGGUCCCACCCGAUGAGCUGGCAGUUGGUCGUGUGCCAGCGCCACCAGGUGACCGUGGUGCCCUACAAUGGCCUGACGCCGCGGAAGACCGGUCGCGGGGCCAGCAUCGAGGCUGGUGGGACCUAUCGACCACAUGCCCCUACCUGCAGAUGGACGAGGACGAACGAGAGCUGCUCAAGCUGGCCCGAACGCGUCAUGACGUGGCAUCGGCCGAUUCUGACGCCUUGCUAGACGAACCCGCCGCCGUCGCUCGUAUGCUGCGCGGGGCAGGCUUUCUGGGCCGGUCGGCCGAGGCCAGCGACGCGCAAGCGGCGGCGGCGACGGCGACGGAGGAAGAAGGAGCGGUGAUGACGAUGGCGGAGACGUCGUCUCCACUAGAGAAUGGCGAGUUCCUGCAGUUGGGGCUGGAGGAGACGUUCUACUUGAUCGCCGAGUUGCGUUGUCUCAAGGUGAUACGCAUCGAUCGAGCCCAACCACCGCAGCCAAGCGCACAGGCGUGGCGAUUCAUGGGCGUGGACGAGUGUUGGUCGGCGUUUUGUGCUGCACAGGGCGGCUUUGCCUACACCUACGCCGCCUACCGACACUAUCGGCAACACAACUGGGUGGUAAAAUCAGGCAUCAAGUACGGCACGGACUUCGUGCUCUACCGAAGAGGACCCGCCCACUACCACGCCGAGUGGAGCGUGGUGGUGCAGGCCUCGGGCGAGGGCGUGGUGUGCGGCCAAUGGAGCGCUGGCGGCCGGCAGCUCUCCUGGCGCAACCUCGCCACCCUCAACCGCCUCUCCGAACAGGUCGCCAAGGGGCUGCUGCUGUGCAGUGUGGAGCCAGCGGGCGAGGGCUCCUCCCAGGGCUGGGCGACGAGCGCCGGCUGGCCCGUUCACCAAGCCGUCUACCGCCGGUGGGUGCCCGCCGUCAGCCGAGAGUAA